Theileria orientalis strain Shintoku is the source of this 1260-nucleotide messenger RNA. Its product is annotated as glycogen synthase kinase. Gene Ontology annotation, biological process: signal transduction; protein phosphorylation. NCBI's taxonomy places the organism in Eukaryota, Apicomplexa, Aconoidasida, Piroplasmida, Theileriidae. Bases 1 to 1260 code for a protein of 419 amino acids. Gene Ontology annotation, cellular component: cytoplasm. Gene Ontology annotation, molecular function: protein serine/threonine kinase activity; ATP binding. The transcript has 4 exons. The record is from RefSeq and is a predicted model, not a curated record.
AUGUUACCAGAGGAGAAUAACAGUGAUCAUGAAGGUUGGUAUAAUUUAAAUAAAAUAGUCGGCAAUGGCUCCUUCGGUAUAGUACACGAAGCGUUCGUGCUAAAAACGAACGAAAGGGUGGCAAUCAAGAAGGUCCUCCAGGAUCCGAGAUAUAAAAACAGAGAGCUCAGCAUCAUGAAGGAACUGGGACACCCGAACGUAGUGAAGCUCCGCGACUACUACUACACAAUAGAAUCGACAUCACCCGAAAACAACCAGGAUAAACCCGAAGAGGAGGAUCGCAAGUACCUUAACCUGGUCAUGGAGUACAUACCAGAGACGGUGCACAGAGUGACCCGCUGCUACUUCAAGAGCCUCGGGUUCAUGCCAAUUAACCUGAUUCGCAUUUACGCAUUCCAGCUGUGUCGCGCGUUUGGAUAUAUUCACUCACUCAAUAUAUGCCACAGGGACCUCAAGCCUCACAACCUGUUGGUGGAUCCGCUCACAAACGUUCUAAAGCUGUGCGACUUCGGAAGCGCCAAGAAGCUGGUAAAGGGUGACUGGAGCGUAUCGUACAUUUGCAGUCGCUUUUACAGAGCCCCUGAGCUCAUGCUCGGCUCCAACGAGUACACGACUGCCAUCGACUCCUGGUCAAUUGGAUGCGUUCUUUCAGAGCUAAUACUGGGAAGGCCACUGUUCUGCGGGGACACCUCAAUAGAUCAACUAGUGAAGAUUAUUCAGAUUCUCGUCGCAAGUACUAGUCGUAUUAGUAAUAGUUGUAUCCUCGCGACUAUUCGCAGUAGUAAUCGUAACAGUAGUGUAAUGAGAUUUGCAGGCACUCCUACCCUGGCUGAAAUGAAAGCCAUGAACCCCGAAUACAACAACAUCAACUUCCCAAACCUGCGCGGAGUGGAACUGUCAACUGUGUUUCCGAAGAACACUGACCCGCGUUUCGUGGACAUCGUGUCGCAGUUCCUUCAGUACGACCCGAGAUUAAGGUUGAAGCCACUGGACGCUUUGACGCAUCCGUUUUUCACAGACCUCUUCGACGACACUGACUAUACCAUAACUAACAUUACCUAUCAUAACAAUACCAUUACUAACGACAACAUCAAUAAAUAUGGCUUAGGCAACUCUAAUAACGGUACUGGCAACUCGAGGGACGACAACAUCGUUGACCUGAUAAACGUCAACCUGGUGCCGGAAAACCUGGUCGAUUUCACGUACGAGGAGGUCAACUUCAUGUCGGCGCAGACGAAACAGUAUUUUAAUAUCAUCUAG